Messenger RNA from Penicillium bovifimosum, 1401 nucleotides. RefSeq names its product Zn(II)2Cys6 transcription factor domain-containing protein. The transcript is spliced from 2 exons. The coding region runs from base 1 to 1401 and encodes 466 amino acids. NCBI's taxonomy places the organism in Eukaryota, Fungi, Ascomycota, Eurotiomycetes, Eurotiales, Aspergillaceae. Gene Ontology annotation, biological process: regulation of DNA-templated transcription. The record is from RefSeq and is a predicted model, not a curated record. Gene Ontology annotation, molecular function: DNA-binding transcription factor activity, RNA polymerase II-specific; zinc ion binding.
AUGUCUGAGAGCACUAGCAAGAGGGCUCCCCGGUCAAACGAUCAGCUUCAGCCCAACCAGAAGAUGCGCACCACCUGUAACGCCUGCCAACAAGCAAAGAUAAGGUGCAGCCACAGUCACCCAUGCGAACGAUGCGAGAGCCACGGGUACCAAUGUAUUUACUCGAUCUCACAACCGUUAGGGCGGCCGGCCAAGAAAAAGACAGCUCGGCUGGCGUCGAGCGUACAAACACGCAAGCGGGAAGGGGAAGCAGUUGAUCGUUGGGCACGACGGAACGCUAGAAGGGGCGCCACAAGGCCAAGUCCACCAGCGAGAGAGCAGCGGGUGCGCAAGGUUUGGGAUCGGAUGCCGAGUCCGAGUACAACAUUUAUCGGCGCGGAUCCUAUUGGGAGAGAAGUGUUGCACAGAAGUGACUCGGGCACCGGUACUCGAAUCUUACCGGUGGAUGAAAACUCGCAGUGGCCGAGUAUCGAAGAUUUAAUCUCGGAUAUUCCAGAGGACCACAUUUCUGGUGACGGUAACAACAACCAAGAGCCAGUCAGCAAGUAUGAGUCCAAGACAUGUGUCGAUUCAAGCUCCCUUGAUAUCGACCCCCACUGGUCGUUCGAGCAAAUGGACGGAUGCGAAUGUACCGGGUGUUCCACUCUUCCAGAGCCCAGCUCUAACCAUUCCACGCAGUGUCUUGCUCCCCAGGUCGGUUUGAUGGUUGACGAGACUCACACUGGCGACAGGCGUCCUUUCCACGCGGCUGUGCCAGGUACCCAAGGCACAUCAUUGUUCCGGGGUGGUGCCAUCUACCCUUAUAGCCUAUCGCCAGAUGCAAUGCAGAUCUCGGGAACAGUGCAGGACCCUGCCAGAAUAAUGGAUCUGCCCUCCACUGAAAUCUGGCAGGAGGUUCUGGAAGCUGAUCUCUUUCACUUUCUUCGGCCCGAAAAUACUGAUUUGUAUGAACUGCCAGGGCAAUCCUCCGCUAUCCAUUGCAAUUGCUAUUCUCAGGCUUUCAGCGAAGCCCUUCGUUGUGAGGAGUCAAAGGACCCCCACGAGAUAUUGAUUCACCUGGAAAGGGUGCAGCAACGGGGAUUGGUCACCCUUCAAUGUCCAUCGUGCUAUGGAGCAAAUGCCAGGGCUGACAUCCUGACCUUGUUAAUCAUGGGAAUCGAGAAGGCAGCACGCGCGUUGAAGAGUAGGACCACAAUGGCGAUUACCUCGGUGCAAGGGGGAAUCUAUGCCGUCUGGGGAGCAGAAGGCCUUAGCCAGUUGCGACGUUGUCUUUCUCAUCUGUCAAUCAUCGUCCGCUUUAUAUACCACGACCUCGAGCGUGCGACACCCUCAACGUGGCGCUUGGUCAUGGCCGAUGAGACAGAUAGGCGGCUGCAGUCGAUCAUUCGGCUCUUUGAGUGA